AUGAGUGGAGACGCUGCGAAACACCGUUAACAUCCUUGAAAAGACGAACUUGGACUUGUUACAAGUUUAUUGAAGUCAGUUUCAUUGACUUGCAGCCCAUCCGGUUACUGGGGUCGCCCCAAUGAUCUGCGUACUUCUAGUCGCCGGACAUGGGACACUGUUGGAGAGCGAGAUCAAGAAUGAAGCCACAGGCCUCUACAGCCACUUAGUUGGGAUCCCAAAGGCUCUGUUACCGGGAAUCGGUGGAAAGAAGAUUCUGGAUUUCUGGUGGGAAGUUGUGAACAUGCGCCAACUCUUCAAUGAAGUCUACCUCGUCACAAAUGCAGACAAGUACAAAUACUAUGAGCGAUGGGCAACUGCCAGUGAUUUUCCCGUGGAAAACAUUAUCAAUGAUGGUUCGACGACCAGCAGAACGCAAUUGGGUGCAGUGGCUGACUUGGAGUUGGUGGUCAGGAGUAAGAGGUUCAAUGAUGAUGUCAUGGUGGUUGCUGGGGAUAUGUUGUGUGAAGAUCUGAACUUUGAUAUAGCUGAAGUUCUCAAGUUCUUUAAGUUUAAGAAGGGUGAACUGGCCAUUUACUAUGAAAUGGAAGAAGGAGAGAGGACUGAAUCUCGGGGAAUAGUUGAGGUGUGCCCCUCUACACACAGCAGCGGAUAUUUAAGAUUGUUUUCUUUCAGAAUCACCAAGUUCUAUGAGAAGCCCUCUGCAGAUGUCACAGAAUCAAGGCUUGCGAGUGUCGUCUUUUAUUGUUUCCAAAGCAAGACACUGCUGACUCUGGGGGAAUAUUUGAAGCAUUAUCCUCUGGUGGAGGAUCGAGGACUUGGGAAAUACAUGGAAUGGCUCAUCAACAAGGCUAGAAUCACAGUGUUUGGAAUGAAGCUACCUACUGGAUUCCAGCUCAUUGGGCAAGUGGAUCUCUCUGAAUACAAGAAGUGGCUGGCGCGUUACUCUUCAAAGCAACAUGGUUCUGCUGCCAAAUCAAUCACAUGUCGUUCCUACGCUAGGGUAGGAAUUAUGGGAAAUCCAUCAGAUGGCUUCUAUGGGAAAACCAUUGCCAUGACGAUAUCCAACUUCUGGGCUGAUGUGACGAUCUGCGAAAGCAAAAAAGUUGUGCUGAUACCCCAUCCUCUCAAUGAUCCCACAGAGUUUGGUAGCCUGCAAGAUUUACAUGGGAUCAGUCGGAAGGAAGGGUAUUUGGGUGGCCUGAGGUUACUACAAGCAACCUGUAAGAAAUUCUACCAAUUCUGCUCUGAGCAAGGAAUUGCCUUGGCCAAAAGGAAUUUCACUCUGAAAUAUGACACUAAUAUACCACGGCAGGUGGGCCUUGCUGGAAGCAGUGCUAUUGUGUCAGCCACACUUAAAUGCUUGAUGAAGUUCUAUGACUUAAUUGAUGAUGAUUUACCCAAGCCAAUCAGGGCAAACUUUAUUCUGAAUGUAGAGACCGAAGAGUUAGUUAUUACCGCAGGACUUCAGGAUCGAGUUGUCCAGGUUUAUGAGGGACUUGUUUACAUGGAUUUCAGCAAGGAACUGAUGGAGAAACAGGGUUAUGGAAGCUAUAUUACCAUGGAUAUAAGCAGUUCACCACACUUCUGGCUUGCUUAUAUGAGAGAUCCAAGUGAUUCUGGAAAAAUUCACAGUAAUGUGAGACAGCAAUGGCUCAAUGGUGAUUCUGAUGUUGUGGCAGCAAUGAAAACCUUUGCAGAACUCACUGACCUGGCUAAGGUAGCCAUGGAGUCCAGGAAUUGGCAUGACCUUUCUGAGCUGAUGAACAAAAAUUUUGAGCUACGAAGGUCGAUAUACACAGAUGCUUGUCUGGGUCAAGGAAAUUUGAAGAUGGUGCAACUUGGCAGAAAGUUUGGCUCUGCGGUAAAGCUUCCUGGCAGUGGAGGAGCAGUGAUUGGUCUCUGUCUAGAUUCUGACAACCUGGUCGAGUUAAAGAAAGCUUUCCAGGAAGCUGGGUUUGUCAUCUGUGAUGUUGUUCCAUAUGGCCCUUGACUUUCAGUCAAGAAAUGACUGAUGAGAAUUUUAUGGUAGCAUUAAUCUUAAAGAGUAAUUUAGUAGAAAAGUAAGUUUAAAUGAACAAAUGCAAUAAUAUAAUGAUUCCCUCAGGCUUGACUUAGAAAACUGAAGAAAGCUACUGCAAUUGGUACAAUUUUUAAAAAAUGCUAUUAGUUUAGUAUUCUGGAAAAUAUCUUAUUUUACACUCAUCACUGCCUGAUGCUGGUGUCGAGUAAUGUUCAGACAACUGAGAGAUGCAACAAACAUACGCCAUGAUAAGACCAUUGGAGCUCUGACUGUAACCUGUAUACAAUUCUCCAAUUCCAUAAAAUCUUAUGGCAAUCCACCAGCCUGAUGAAUUUUAGAAGGUACGUUAUAUUAAUCUGUCUCAUAUUUUAAAUACACUACUACAGCAUACAGACAAUAAUGGAUAAUGAGAUCAAGUUACAGAGUUAAAAUCUAAUGCACUUUAGAUGACGUUAUCAACUGCAAUUAUAUUUAAAAUACUGUUUAUGUCAGUGACAACUUCUUGGCACCCAUAGUUCUCAAGCCUGGCUGUGGUCAGAAAGGAUAUUAAUUCCCCUGUGAUAUCACCAUUGUAAAGUUGCCUUUUAAAAGUGACUUUGAAGUUGGCUGCUGCCACUUGCUGUCUUCACUAUACAUUUAGUACGGGAUCGCGCACCAUUGAACUUACUGUAGUUCCUUCAGAAGUGCCAACACUAUUCUCCCUGAGCACGACAGAUGUGAAUGAUUUAUGCUGGUACUAUCCAAUUAUUUUGCUGCUAAUAACAGAGUUGAGUAUUACUUGCUAAUCUUAAAUGCCAAAUACAAAGAUAGAGGCUGCAGUUAGUCAUGUAGUCAUUUAAAAAGAGCUGCAACAGGUCUCAAAUUUGGUAGUUUAUAAUGACUAGUAAAAACGUUAGCAAAAAAGGGAUCGUUGAAGAGGACUUGUCAAGAUAAAUGCUGAGAGGUGCUUCCGUUAGCUCAAGAGUCUAGAACUGGUCAUAGUAUCAGGUUGGCCACUUAAAACUGAGAUGAAGUGAAAUUUCUUCACUCAGAUAGUUGGGAAUCUUUGGAAUUUUAUAUCCCACAGGGCUCUGAAUGCUCAGUUGUUGAGCAUAUUCAAAACCGAGCUUGAUAGCUUUUGAGGAUCCAGGGAUGGGGGUAAAAGUGGAAUUGAGGUGGAAAAUCAUCCAUUAUCUUCAUGGAGCAGGUUUGAGGGGGUGUAUAGCCUAUUCCUUGUAAUUCUUAUGUUCAGUAAAAAUCUGUACCUGUCACUGACAAAAAUCAGUUGAAAAUUUCUUUAGCAUUGAGGCACAGCACAUCUUAUGCUGCAACCAGUAGCUUCUGUAAGUAAGAUAAUGCUUACAUUAAUAGGAAGUUAGAUAUGAUGUAUGUUUUCCAAGCUACUUUAUUAAAUUUUUGCAUGCCUGCAAAGCAUAGUUCUGACACAGAAGUACUGGUUUUGUAAAGGAACUAUGCACAGCCCCCAAUCAGAGCGAUGCUGCUGGCUCCUACUGGCAAGCGCUACAUGUACAUAGGAAUGUUCCAGUCUAUGUUUGUGGAGUCCAUCUCCAAUCAAAUGAUUCCCAACACUACAGACCAGAUUCUAGGUGCAUUCUUCUCAGGGGAAGGAAAAUCGAAGGAUGAGUUGUUGGCUAUUUUUCUCUGCCCAUUUAAGGGGUGCUUUGAUGAAGGACUGGGAAGAGGCUGAUUGGCUUCUUGGAUUUGGAAAAAGAUUGGCAUAGCAAAAUAAAGGGAGAAAAUGAUUUCACAUCAAAAAUGUCCAACUGCCAAGCACUCUGAAAUGUAGCAAUUGAGAGGAAAGAGAAAUGUGUUUAAAUCACAUGCAUUUUAAAAUGAAGUUUCAUCCAUAUCUUACUGAUUCUGACCAUCUGUUUUCUGAUAGCCCUUUAACAAUCGAUUUAAGAGCACUAGCUUUAAACAAAAUAUCUCCAUAUGAUAUUAAGAUUCCCCUUCCCAGGAUAAUAUACUGAGUUAUACAGAAAGUAGCAGAGAAAUUAAAAGGUAGUAACAUAAUGGCCCAAAUUUUGAGGUCACUGGUGAAGUAUAAAGCAGGAAGUAUAAAAUGGAUUUAAAUCAUGCACAGAAAAUGAAAUAAAAAUUAGGAAAGACAGAUUUGAUUAAAGAUGCAGGCAGAAAAGUAAUUUAAAAAAAAAUCUCCAACACUGUUAAACGUCUGAAGGAAUGAAACCCCACACUCAUAAAAUUACAUUUUCAGGGCCAGAGAGAUGAUUUUGAAGCAAUUAUCACUUAUCGUGCUGUUAAAAAUUCACUUAACGCUCAGUACGCCAGCCCUAACUUGUCUAGGCAUGUUUAGUGGGAAAAUAGCGGUAACUACCCCAACUUCAUGCCGUUGCAUUGAUCUCAGUGCCAAGUCUCUGGGCAACAACUGUUACAGUUUACCUUGUGGAGGAACAAGGUGCUUCUGACAGCAGCUUCUGGAUUUCCGCAUUCUUGAUUUGCACGUGCGCAUACAACAGAAAUUGCUGUUGAUUUACCCUAUAGUAACGUUAAGUGCUGACUGCCUCACAGUUAGCAUUAAUGUAAAGUCCAGGCUAAUGAGGUUGAGAUGACAGUGGCAAAGGUUAGGAACCACUUCUAGGCCUCUGGUUUGCAAAUAUAGGAGGUAAAUGUUUUAUUCUUCUUUAAGAUGAAUAAUUACAGCAGUAUUUCAAAUUGGUGUUGAUUUACUUUUGAUUUCUACUGCAAGUACAUUGUAACCGUUCAUGUGAAGAUGUAAAUUCAUUAAUUGCCUCCUUUAGACCAGGCCAAGACUAUGAAAAUUAAUUCAAGAGUGGGAAGUAGUCCAAUUUGAGUUUGAAAUUCAGGUUCCAGUCAGGAUUCCAAAUGUGUUAUCCAGCGGGUACUCCGCCAUUGUACCGAUGGGACAUCAAGCUUUUCUAAAGUUUCAGCUACUGUUUUCUUCAUGUACGUGGCAAUCAAAAUUUUCUAGCAUAUUUCAGAAGUUGUUGCUGCUGUGGCACUUGCUAAAAUAAUCCAGGGCUGCUGCCACCCUGGGACUCUCAUCCUCCACAAUCAUGAUUCCUAUACCCUCGCCACCUACCCCACCCCAACCCCUAAGCAACUUGCUUAGCUGCUAGCAGCUUCUGCCUAAUUUUCAGACUUCAACACAUGAAGCUGCGUCACAAAGUAUGUCUGACACUUGGCAGCUCGCCUGAUGAAUUUAAAUGGCAAAAUCAUUGUGGGCCUCUUUGACAUGGGAAUAAAUGUUCGAUUGCCCACAUGUCAAAAUCAACAACCUCCACAGAAUUGUGGAUUUUCACAUUUAUGAAAGAGUUCCAAUAAUACAUUGAUAAUACUGUGAUAUUAUGUGCUUAUAGCUCUCAUAUAUGAUCUUAAUAAUGUGAGAUAGGGUGAGUUGCACAUCUUUAUUUUAUGGUACAUGUUCUCUUAUGAAUCACUAUAUCUGGUACAGUUAUGUUGAGGUGCUCGUUGAUGAAUGUGCUUUUCUAUGAUGGAUUUAAGUGUAAUUUUUAAUUAUUGAACGGAAAUAAAAACAUUAAGAUUUUUUACAUGUCAAA
Carcharodon carcharias (great white shark) is the source of this 5562-nucleotide messenger RNA. RefSeq names its product glucuronokinase with putative uridyl pyrophosphorylase. The transcript is spliced from 23 exons. The record is from RefSeq and is a predicted model, not a curated record. Lineage: Eukaryota; Metazoa; Chordata; Chondrichthyes; Lamniformes; Lamnidae. The coding region runs from base 122 to 1993 and encodes 623 amino acids. Gene Ontology annotation, molecular function: glucuronokinase activity; ATP binding. Gene Ontology annotation, biological process: biosynthetic process.